Messenger RNA from Medioppia subpectinata, 3037 nucleotides. Lineage: Eukaryota; Metazoa; Arthropoda; Arachnida; Sarcoptiformes; Oppiidae. The record is from the annotation of a GenBank genome assembly.
AUGGCAUCGGUGGCCGAGUGGAGGGCGGAGUGGUGUCUGUCGGCGAUGUACUCAAUGAGACCCCACUUAUGCGAUGUCUCACUCGUGACGGACGACAACCAGCGAGUGGUCGCCCAUCGGGUUGUGUUGGCCUCCACUCUGCAGUACUUCAACGCCAUGUUUGUGGGCACUAAUGGCGGACAGUAUGUGGAGAGCGGUCUCUACGAGAUCCACAUCAAGAACAUUGAGGGCCGAGCCCUGCAUGAGAUCGUCAAAUGGUGUUAUACGGGUUCAGUGGCCACCACUGCAGACAAUGUCCAGCAGCUGAUGAGUGCGGCCAAAAUGCUGGACUGCUGUCACAUUGUGGCCAUUUGUGGCCAAUUCAUUGAAUCGCAAUUACAUCCGGAGAACGCGUUGGGAGUGUACGGCUUCGCGGAACUGUUGGGCUGUCACGAGCUCCAGGAGUUCGCUAUCAAUUACAUCUACAAUAACUUCCGACUCAUUGCCACCCAAUCGGAAGAGUUCAUGCAAUUGACGGCCGAACGCGUCUCACAGAUCAUAUCAUCCGAUUUGGUGGACACCGGCGAUGGCGGCGAACAAGUGGUUCUCAACGCACUCAUGGCGUGGAUUCUCUACGACCGCUGCGAUCGCAUGAAGUUCUUGUCGUCACUCAUACAACACAUCCGUUUCCCGCGUUUCAGUCAAGAGAGUCUCGUCCGCAUCGAAGACGAGUAUCCGCUCAUCAAAAGCGACGCCACGUGUAAAGACCUGCUCAUCGAAGCCAUGAAAUACCAUCUUUGUAAGGGUCGGCUCACGACCGCAAUGGUGGCCAACAACGAGCGCUUCCGCGUCCGCACGCCGUUGGGUCGGCCCAAGUGUAUGAUCGUUGUGGGCGGUCAGGCGCCCAAAGCCAUCAGCAGUUGCGAGUACUAUAACUUUGAUACCGACCAGUGGGCAGACCUCGGCUGCAAUUUGCCGAGCAAUCGAUGCCGCGCUGGUCUCGCAGUCCUGAACGGCAUUGUCUAUGCAAUCGGCGGUUUUAAUGGCUCUUUACGGGUGGGAACUGUUGACUAUUUCGAUCCCAAGUCCAAUAUGUGGAACUCCUGCACGUCGAUGGAGGCCCGACGGUCCACACUAGGCGUCGGUGUCCUUCACGACAUGAUUUACGCGGUCGGAGGCUUUGACGGGUCCAUCGGUUUGCAGUCGGCAGAGGUGUUCAAUCCGUUGACCAAAACGUGGCAAUUCAUUUGCCCGAUGUCUACGCGCCGCUCGUCGGUAGGUGUGGCCACUCUGAACGACGGCCUCUACGCUGUGGGCGGUUAUGACGGCGCCAGUCGUCAGUGUCUGUCGUCCGUCGAGUUUUACAAUCCUGUGUCCAACGCGUGGACAUUGAUUACCGAAAUGUCUCAACGCCGUAGCGGUGCGGGCGUUGGCGUACUGGACGGCCGUCUCUAUGCAAUUGGCGGUCACGACGGGCCGGCCGUACGUAAGAGUGUCGAGUGUUACGACCCGAAGACCAACAGUUGGUAUCAGUGCUCUGAUAUGAUUAUAGCGCGCCGUAACGCCGGCGUUGUGGCCAAAGACGGCCUCUUGUAUGUGAUCGGCGGUGACGACGGACAGAGCAAUUUGGCCUCCGUUGAGGUCUAUAAUCCUAAAUUCAAUUCGUGGUCUCUUUUACCGCUGAAUAUGUCGAAAGGCAGGAGUUAUGCGGGCGUUGCCAUCGUCUACAAGAACUGGCGGGUAACGCUCAUCCCGGACGACACGGAGGACAUGUGGCAUCUCUAUAAUCUGAUCCGAGAGGGUGACUAUCUUCGGGCGACAACAUUCCGCAAAGUGACUGUGGAGUCGGCCACCGGAACCACUGCCUCGAAUCGGGUGAAGAUCACGAUCACGAUAUCGGUGGAGACCAUAGAGUACGACACGCAGGGGCUGAUGUUGCGCGUGAAGGGCAAGAACGUGACAGAGAACCAGUACGUGAAGAUGGGUCAGUACCACACGCUGGACAUCGACCAGAACCGCAAGUGUACGCUCACCAAAGCUCACUGGGAUAGCGUGGCGUUGGAACGGCUGGAUCUGGCCUGCGAUCCCACCCAGAGUGCCGACUUGGGCGCAGUGGUCAUGAACGAGGGCAUAGCGCACGUGUGUUUGGUCACCAGUAGUAUGACUUUGGUUAGGGCUAAGCUCGACGUCAACAUUCCUCGUAAGCGCAAAGGCUUUUGCUCUCAACACGAGAAGGCGAUGCAGAAGUUCUUCGACACCGUUAUCGCCGCCAUUGUUCGACACAUGAACUUUGACGUUAUAAAGUGUGUACUAUUGGCGAGUCCGGGCUUUGUUAAGGACCAGUUCUACGACUAUAUGUGUCAACAGGCGGUCAAAAUGGACAUCAAACAGAUCACAGAAAACAAAGCAAAGUUUGUCUUAUGUCACGCGUCCUCUGGUUUCAAACACUCACUCAAAGAAGUAUUGGCGGAUCCGCUCUUACAGUCACGUCUGGCGGACACGAAGGCGGCCUCAGAAGUGAAGGCUUUGCAAUCUUUCUACACAAUGCUUCAAACAGAACCCGCGAAAGCGUUUUACGGCAUAAAUCACGUCGAAAAGGCCAAUGAAUGUCAAGCCAUUGAUUUGCUACUCAUCUCCGAUAAGCUGUUCCGGAGCCCAAAGCCUGACGACCGGAGGCGUUAUGUGCGGUUAGUGGACAGCGUCCGCGAGAACGGCGGCGAAGUGAGACUCUUCUCCAGUUUACACGUUUCGGGCGAACAAUUGGAUCAAUUGACAGGAGUGGCCGCUAUUCUACGCUUUCCGAUGCAGGACUUGGAAGACGAACCCUACGAAGACGAUGACAGUUCCAGUGAUUGACCACUGAUUCAGAUGAGAGAUUACACGCCUCGACAGUCCAAACGAUUAAAUUAAUUAAACAGUUAUUUUCUAAUUAUUAAACAAAAUUAACUUAUUUUCCGAGAAUUAAAUAAAUUAACGCUAAUUAAGAUAAUAUUUAUUCCAAAAAAAUAUAUACAAUAAAAACCAAAUAUAAUUUCAAAAAACAGACAAACAAUUAAAA